Bemisia tabaci is the source of this 486-nucleotide messenger RNA. RefSeq names its product DNA-directed RNA polymerases I, II, and III subunit RPABC5. NCBI's taxonomy places the organism in Eukaryota, Metazoa, Arthropoda, Insecta, Hemiptera, Aleyrodidae. The record is from RefSeq and is a predicted model, not a curated record. Gene Ontology annotation, molecular function: zinc ion binding; DNA binding. Gene Ontology annotation, biological process: transcription by RNA polymerase I; transcription by RNA polymerase II; tRNA transcription by RNA polymerase III. Gene Ontology annotation, cellular component: RNA polymerase III complex; RNA polymerase II, core complex; RNA polymerase I complex.
AACAGUACGACACUUCCCUUUGCAUUUGUUUACGUUAUGAAUCGUCGGCGUGGUUGGUAGCAAGAUCGUUGACAGUUUUUAGUGUUAAAAACGGUUAAAAGACGUGAUUUUUUGGCGAACACAAUCUUUAUAGAACAACUUAACCGCUCGGAAUUUUAAGAUGAUCAUCCCUAUUCGCUGUUUCACAUGUGGUAAGGUCAUUGGAAAUAAAUGGGAAACCUAUCUGGGCCUCUUACAAGCUGAAUAUACGGAAGGAGAUGCACUUGAUGCCUUGGGACUGAAGAGAUACUGCUGUCGAAGGAUGCUUCUCGGUCAUGUUGACCUGAUUGAAAAAUUAUUGAACUAUGCACCUUUGGAAAAGUAACCCUUUGUUCAAAUGUAUAUGAUCUCCUGAAAAACUAACCUAUUUUUCAUUUUUGUAAAGCAUGUAAAUAAUAAUUGGUUAAUUCCACCGUGAUAAUGUAAAUAAACUUUUCUGAUUAUUCA